Molecule: messenger RNA, 1401 nt
Organism: Auanema sp. JU1783
Lineage: Eukaryota; Metazoa; Nematoda; Chromadorea; Rhabditida; Rhabditidae
Source: the annotation of a GenBank genome assembly
AUGCCUCCUAAACGACGAGUCAAGAGACAGGAACAAUCUAAUAUUGACGAAGAUGAUGUAGUUUUAGAGCACGACGUCUUCAUUUGCCAAGAUCUCCCGCAUACAGAGCUUUACCGAAUUCAGUUCCCAACACGAAAGAAGAAAACAUUCCAUGUAGAUGCUAAACCCCGUCUCCGCUACAAGAAAAACGUAAAAAUGAUGGAAAUGCGUCUAGCAGCUGAUACUAAUAGUGCCUCGUUCGAUAAAUCAAAGUUCAACGUGAUGACUGCAAACCAACAAGUAAAACCUGAGCCUGUUGGACAGUGUAAAUCCGAUGAAAUUUAUGAAGGACGGUCUUUUUCCGAUUACAAUCCUCUCCAAUAUGCGAUGGGUUUCUUCAAAGAUGAAAAAUUUUAUAUAUGUCCAAUUAGUGGAACGUUCAAUAUGCAACGAUCAAUUACCAAUAUCAAUAGUAAAUUUAAAGGAAAAGAAGAAGAUGGUAAUAUCACGGAAGAAUCUGAUACCGAAAAUACUGGAGGUAGCCAGCCAUUAAGAAUUAAAUUCUCUCGUCCUGAGACUGAGAGACAGAAAAAAAGGAGAGAAGCAAGUGCUCUCCAUAGAGAAAAAUUGAUAGCUAGUGAUCAUUGGAUUAAUAUGGACGUAUACUUAGACGACACUAGUACAGUUAAUGGGAAAUGGGAUGAACUAUCCAAUUCUCCGGACACGACUUACGCCGAGAGACCUACGCUAGAUAUGAGGGAGAUUGUUCAGAGAGCUAUCAUUUGUGGAAAAUUAGACCAACUGGAUUUGACGAAUACGGAUCAGCAAAUGUCUCAUCAACGGAUUAGGGAACUUCCACCACAUCUCCAAAUCAAAGCUCAAGUGAUCAAAGCUCGAGCUAUAAGAACUGAUACUUUGGCUCAUCUGAUAUAUCCAGAGAUUCCAACCUCUGAGUUGUAUGAAGGUUUAUCUAAGUGUGCUCAUUUGGUUUGUGGAGUGUGGGUGCUGAAGUCGGAAUUCCUUUUUAAUAACUUGCCACCAGCUCAUGCAGUCUCUACUGGAAAGAUUGACGAAGCCCGUUCAGAAGUUUGGAGAGAGGCCAGAGACUUGGCUCUGGCUCUUUUGAAUUCUGGGCAUAAAGUGAACAGAACCACUUUGUCGAAAUGUUUCCUCCUGAAUGUUGGAUGUGCUGAUCAAAUUUUGUCAACAUUCGGCGUCAAAGGAGACAAGACCUGGAAGCUUAAAAUUGAUACUGAUCAAACAUUCUUGAAUAAUCCGGAAAAUAUGGAAUUGAUAUUACGAGAGAACCAAUACUGGGUCGAUAGGUUCAAUCACUUACAAACUAGGAUAGAUCGUUCCGCUAGCCCGAAGCGCGUGCGACGACGAAGUGGACGUGGUAGUCCUCAGAAGGAAGCAAAUUAA